AUGGUUUCUGGCAUUCAAACUAUUGAUACCAACCAUGAAGACAUGAUACAUGAUGCUCAGUUGGACUACUAUGGAACAACUCUAGCAACAGCUUCGUCUGAUCAUUCAGUUAAAAUAUUUGAUGUCCGUAACAAGAAACAAGUUCUUAUAGCUCACUUACGAGAUCAUCAAGGACCUGUUUGGAGUUUAAGUUGGUCCCAUCCUAUGUAUGGGAGUUUAUUGGCCUCUUGCGGUUAUGAUCGUAAGGUGAUUAUCUGGCAAGAAAUCAAUGGACGAUGGGGAAAAGUCUUUGAAUAUGCUGAACAUGCUAGCUCAGUCAAUUGCGUUUGUUGGGCUCCUCAUUCUUAUGGACUAAUGCUAGCAUGUGCCAGUUCAGAUGGGACAAUCUCCAUCCUUAUAUCAGACGAAACGAACUCUUGGCGUGCCUUUCGAAUCCCAGAAGCACACUCCGUUGGUGUUAAUAGCGUGUCUUGGGCACCCUCCAUAAAUGCUGAAUUUAUAUUCAAUCCCACGUUGGCAACAACAACAACAACAAAUACUAUGAUUCCUCCUAUCAAAAGACUAGUUUCUGGUGGGUGUGAUUCUUUAAUUAAAAUAUGGCGUGAAGAUGUUUCUUCUGGAAAUCCAGAAUGGAUCGAAGAAACUCGUCUAGAUGGUCAUACCGAUUGGGUACGUGAUGUUGCUUGGUGUCCAAGCUUGAAUAUUUCACGACAAUUAAUCGCUUCAUGUGGCCAAGAUGGAAGAUUAAUAAUUUGGCAAUCGACAGGUAAUAAUGAUAAUAAUAAUGAAAAUCGUAUGAUGAAUCGAUCGACAGCAGUAAAUGAUAAUAAUAAUGAUAAUAAAAACCCAAAUUCUAAUGAAUUAGUAGAAUCAAAAGAUUUCCAGUCUACACAAUAUUCCACAUUUUGGCGUCCAACCAUUUUGUAUACAUAUCCCGAUGUUGUCUGGAAUGUUUCGUGGUCUGUAACUGGGAAUAUUUUAGCGGUAUCUGGAGGAGAUAAUAAGGUUACACUUUGGAAGGAAAAUUUAGAAGGAACCUGGAUUGCUUUAAGUGAAAUUGCACGUGGUGGUCAUGAUGCAUCCGCUUUAAUUGGAACUGAAGGGAAUAGUCAAACAUCAGAUCAAUCUACAACACAAUUGGCUGCUGCUUAA
Schistosoma curassoni is the source of this 1152-nucleotide messenger RNA. The record is from the annotation of a GenBank genome assembly. Lineage: Eukaryota; Metazoa; Platyhelminthes; Trematoda; Strigeidida; Schistosomatidae.